Messenger RNA from Notodromas monacha, 1626 nucleotides. NCBI's taxonomy places the organism in Eukaryota, Metazoa, Arthropoda, Ostracoda, Podocopida, Cyprididae. The record is from the annotation of a GenBank genome assembly.
AUGCACGCUGAAGGGAAAGGGCGUCUCAUCGUUUUCCUCGUGGCGUAUGGCUGCUUCCUUUUUGCAUUGUCGGCAAAACUAAAAAAAUCUGGCGGGUUGAUCCUCAUUUAUUUGGGGACAAUCUUGUCACAAACAAAAAAAUACCUAACAAAAAUCUGGCGGGUUGAUCUUCACUUAUUUGGGGAAAAUCUUGUCACCAAGGAAGAAAUACACAUAAUUAGUGAGAAGAAUGCAGUCGGGAAAGAGGAAGACAUGGGCGAGGCAAAGGUGGAGGCAAAGGCAAAGGCAGUCGGGAACGGAGCAGCAGCAGCAGCAGCAGCAGCAGCAGCAGCGAAAGCGAACAACACCACCAUCAACGACACGAGCAUCGACCACACAAGCAACAACCAGACAAUCAACAACCACACGAGCACCAACGACACCAGCGCCAACCACACAAGCGCCAACCACACAAACAACAACCACACAAGCACCAACCACACAAGCGCCAACGACACAAGCGCCAACCACACAAACAACAACCACACAAGCACCCACGACACCAGCACCAACGACACAAGCACCAACGACACCAGCACCAACGACACAAGCGCCAACGACGGUUCCUCCUGCUACAACGGCGGCUACCGGAGUACCAACAACAUAUAUUUAAACGUGAAAGGCAACCCGAUCAGCUCUGGAUCUGUGCUGCUUGAUGCGAAUGGCAGAAAUCAAGACGUCACCGUAGCGUAUCGAUGCGGGUCAAACUUCUACGAUGCAACUUGUUCUAAGGAACUUCACAAUCUCCCCAACAAUCCUUGGAAACCGAACCUAUUGUCCUGCAACCUUCACGACCACAAGUCCAAACCAACAAUCGAAUUGGACACUGCCAAUCAAUUCCGGGGGCCUCGCGACGAUCAGCGGAUAAUAAUUGGCAGUAAUCCAACCAUGCAAGAUGUCAAAAAUUAUCUCAACUCCACGGAAAUAUUGGGCGAGUUAUCUCGCAAAGGUGCGUCUGUUCCGUGGUAUGCGCUUUACAUUCUAUUGGCCGAGUCCGCGAACCCGCAGCAAUUCGACGCUUCCGGCUCGCCAUUCUACAAAACAAACAUCACCGGUUACCUGCUGAAUUCCCCGGGAAUAGGUCUGUAUCAAAUCAGCACUGAGAGAUUCGGCAUCAACUUGACCUGCCAGCACGUGUGGAGCUGGAAGCAGAAUACGAAAGCAGCAGUGAAUGUCAUGCUGAGCCACGAGCUAUUGGCCCUAAAUGAGGCGUAUUUCGGUCGAUGCAAUUCGCAAAAAAUGUGCGGAGGGUCGCCUCCGCCAAAAACUGUCCAGAUCCCGACGACGAGCGAAGGCUGUAACGCCAAUAGGACAUCCUGCGGUUGCACAUUUGUCGACACGAACUUUCAGAGACCGAAUGCCAAUAAUGGGUCGAGGAAUCAGUUUCCGAUUGAAGAUGCCUUUGCAAUGAAGCUGUACCAUGACAAGACUGUCCCGUACUACCGAUGGAUCAAUGGAACGGCGGCUUAUCCCAACGGGGCCUGGAAUUACACCCCUUGCAAUCUUAUCACUUCCGUGAAUCUCGUGGAUCAACAAUCAGACUUCCCGAAUGGGAAGAGCAAAAUUCUACUUACCAAUUUCUUCUAG